AUGGCCCACACCGCCUUCUUCUACGGCACCCUCAUCGCCCCGCCCGUCCUGCACCGCGUAAUCUGGGGCUCCCCCACCCCGCCAACACCGACCCACGCGGCGCUCCUAACCACCCGCCCCGCGGUACUCCACGGCUACCAGCGGCGCCGCGUGCGGGGCGCGGAUUACCCUGCUAUUGUGCCUGCGGAGGGGGGCGAGGUGAGGGGGGUGUUGGUGGAAGGGUUGAGCGAGGGGGAUGUGUGGCGGUUGGAUGUGUUCGAGGGGGGGGAGUAUGUGAGGCGGGUUGUGCGCGUCAGGGUUGAGGGGGGCGGGGUGGAGGGGGACGGUGUUGCAGCGAACGGGGGUGAUCAGGAUCAGGGGGGAGACAAGGGCGGCGCGGCGCAAGGACUCGCAGAAGACUCAGAAAUCGGGGCAGAAGUAGAAGUCGACGCCGAGGUGUACGUCUGGAUCGCCGGGCCGGAGCGGUUAGAGCCCCAGGAGUGGGAUUUCAAGCACUUUGUGAGAGAGAAGAUGGGCGCGUGGGUUGGGGGCGGGGAGGGCGCGGAUGAGGGGUUCAAGGGUGCGUGA
Molecule: messenger RNA, 567 nt
Organism: Boeremia exigua
Lineage: Eukaryota; Fungi; Ascomycota; Dothideomycetes; Pleosporales; Didymellaceae
Exons: 1
Coding region: 1-567 (188 amino acids)
Source: RefSeq, a predicted model, not a curated record